AUGUCAAAAACUUCAUCAAAGAAAUAUAGCUACCAUGAUACUCAUAUACAUCUUCAAGCUCCAAUAGAAGGAUCUUCAUCUACUACCACUACUCCACUCCGAAGAAACCAUAAUCAUACUCACACUCAUACGCAUAAUAAUGGCAAUAACCAUCUAAUAAGUCAUCAUCAUUCGGGAUCUUCUAACUCAGAUUCAAACUAUGAAGUAGAUAAAGAUAAAGAUAAAGAUAGUCCAAGAUUAUCAGAUGCUGCAUCAUCAACUCCAACCUCCUUAGAAGAAUUCCAUUCCAUUAAUAAUAAGAAUAAUAAUAACAAAAUUGAAAAAAAAUCCAACUUAAAACCAAAGAAUAACACCGAUUCCAUUGAUCCAUUGCUAUUAAAUUUUAAUUUCUCAAUAAAUGAUGACAAUAAUAACAAAAAUAACGACGAUGAUCAAAAAGUUCAUGCUCAUAUCCAUCAUUUAAAUACUUUCAAUAAUAAGUCUCAUAGUACUACUACAACAACUAACACUGUUAAUCCCAACAACAACAAAUUUGAUGCUAAUGAUGAUGAUCCUAUACAAGGACGAUUAUUACUUCGAGAUGAGUCAUUGAAAAAAAAUUAUCAUCCAUGGAAAGUGAUUACAAACACAGAAACUGAUAAUGAUAAUAGUAUUAAUAACACUUCUAUUAAUACUGAUGAUGACAACAGUAAAAUAAUACUAGCAAAUAAUGAUUACGAAAAAAAAAUAAUACCGAAUUACAACAUUGGUACAACGUUAACCACAGAUUCGACUAAUAAAAGAAUUUCAAAUAGUCUAGUACUUGAUGAUACUAAUUUAAUACAUACAAGCUCAUAUAUUCAUGAUAAACAAGAUGAUCAUAUUUUAUUAAAUAAAAUAGUUUCAAGGAAAUCUUCUUCAACACCAAAAGCUUCAACAAGAAGAAAUACUCAAGAUUCAAUUAGAACUAAUAUACCAUUCCAUGCCUCAAAACAUUCUCAAAUCUUACCUUUAGAUCAUUUUGAAAUAAUUCCUUAUGAAAAUUCAAAUUCAAAUUCAACCUCAAAUAAUAAUAAUAAUGACAUGAAAAGGAAAAGACCAACUAAUCAUUCAAUGUCUUCUUUGCCUGUACCUUUCCAUUUUAAAGAUAAUUCCAUUUCAUAUUCAUAUCCAUCGAAAUCCACUAAUGCCAAUGCUAAUGAUACUACAAAGAAUAAUGAUCAAAAUAGAACAAACUUUCAUUCCUUGUCAACUGUUUCAUUACCACCAGAUAUAAUUUCUGUCCCUAAUAACAACCCCAUCAUCAGCAACGCCCAACCAUAUCGUCCAAAUAUUCAACAACAUCAUCAUCAUCACCAUCAUCAUCAUUCCUAUAAAAGUAAAAAUAAAACUAACAUGAAUAUGGGGAAACCAGGUGAUUUGAAAAGAUCUGAAUCUGCCACAGCAGAAAUCAAAAAAAUGAGAGAAUCAUUAUUACAUAAAAGAGAAAUGAAACGUAAAAGGAAAACAUUUUUAAUAGAUGAUGAUCGUGUGUUAAUUGGUAAUAAAGUCAGCGAGGGUCACGUCAAUUUCAUCAUAGCCUAUAACAUGUUAACUGGGAUUCGUGUAGCUGUAUCACGUUGUUGUGGUAUAAUGAAACCAUUAACUUCUGCUGAUUUUAAAUUAACUAAGAAAUUAGCCUUCGAUUAUCAUGGUAAUGAAUUGACUCCAUCAUCACAAUAUGCUUUCAAAUUUAAAGAUUAUUCACCUGAAGUAUUUAGAGAAUUGAGAGCUAAAUUUGGAUUGGAUCCAGCUGACUAUUUAGUUUCAUUGACUUCCAAAUACAUCUUAAGUGAAUUGAAUUCUCCUGGUAAGAGUGGUUCAUUUUUUUAUUAUUCAAGAGAUUAUAAAUAUAUUAUCAAAACCAUUCAUCAUUCGGAACAUAGACAUUUAAGAAGACAUUUAGAAGAAUAUUAUAAUCAUGUAAAAAAUAAUCCAAAUACUUUAAUUUGUCAAUUUUAUGGAUUACAUCGUGUGAAAAUGCCAAUAUCAUUCCAACAUAAAGUAAAUCAUAGGAAAAUUUAUUUCAUAGUGAUGAAUAAUCUUUUCCCACCUCAUCUUGAUAUUCAUACUACUUUCGAUCUUAAAGGUUCCACUUGGGGUCGGUAUACAGAGGUUAAUCAUGAAUUAAUGGAAACUGAUAAGUUUUAUAGACCCGUUUUGAAAGAUUUAAAUUGGUUAGAAUUAGAAAAGAGAAUAAAUUUUGGUCCCGUUAAAAAGAAAAUGUUUUUAGAUCAAUUGAAGAAAGAUGUAACAUUAUUAUCGAAAUUAAAUACAAUGGAUUAUUCAUUAUUAUUAGGUAUUCAUGAUAUCAAUAAAAAUCAAGAAUUUUUGAUUCCAGAAUCAGGAUCAAUUUUUGACGAAGAACACCAACAACAACCGCUACAACAACAAGUACAACAUCAACAACAGAAGCAAAGAAUGUCUGUGAUGGUUGGAACAGGUGGAAGUAAUAUCCCUAUGAAUAAAACAGUAGUACCACAUUAUUUUAAACAAAAUGAAGGAGGGAUCAUAUCAUCUAAUGAACUUAAUAUGGACGGGAAGGAAAUCUAUUAUGUUGGUAUCAUUGAUUGCUUAACUAAUUAUUCCAUAAUGAAAAAAUUAGAAGCAUUUUGGAGAAGUUUAAAUCAUGAUCCGAAAACAGUUAGUGCUGUUCCUCCGAAGGAUUAUGGUGAUAGAUUUUAUAAGUUUAUUGAAAAAUCAGUGGAUACUUCUCCUCGGAAGAAAUAUAAAGAUAAUCCAAAUGUUGGGAAAUACAAAGAUUAA
Messenger RNA from Naumovozyma dairenensis CBS 421, 2784 nucleotides. RefSeq names its product 1-phosphatidylinositol-4-phosphate 5-kinase (gene MSS4). Gene Ontology annotation, biological process: phosphatidylinositol metabolic process. The transcript has a single exon. The coding region runs from base 1 to 2784 and encodes 927 amino acids. NCBI's taxonomy places the organism in Eukaryota, Fungi, Ascomycota, Saccharomycetes, Saccharomycetales, Saccharomycetaceae. Gene Ontology annotation, molecular function: phosphatidylinositol kinase activity. The record is from RefSeq and is a predicted model, not a curated record.